Molecule: messenger RNA, 1424 nt
Organism: Nanorana parkeri
Lineage: Eukaryota; Metazoa; Chordata; Amphibia; Anura; Dicroglossidae
Gene: SAV1
Product: salvador family WW domain containing protein 1
Exons: 5
Coding region: 84-1235 (383 amino acids)
Biological process (GO): regulation of cell population proliferation; hippo signaling; apoptotic process
Molecular function (GO): protein binding; molecular adaptor activity
Source: RefSeq, a predicted model, not a curated record
AGUUGGGGGAGCAUGUCACCGUAUAGCCGUAGAGAGGAUACUAUGAGGGGACGCGCCGUAUAGCGGAGCCCGGAGAGGAGGGGAUGUUAUCCAGGAAGAAGACCAAGAAAGAAGUUUCCAAACCCUCCGAGGUGCAGGGCAAGUAUGUGAAGAAGGAGACCUCGCCGCUGCUGCGGAAUUUGAUGCCCUCCUUCAUCCGCCAUGGUCCAACCAUCCCACGCCGAACUGACAUCUGCUCUGCAGAUCCCGCCCCCUCACAGUACCCCACUGCAGGGGAUGGGGGGGUCUCGAGGAAUCAAAGUUUUUUACGGACUCCGGUUCAAAGAACCCCCCAGGAGGUCAUGCGCAGGGAGAGUAACAGGAUGUCCGCCCCUUCCUACCUAGUGCGGGGGCUGGGCGACGUUCCCCGGGAGUAUGGCUCCUCCUCUCAGUCGUUUUUAACAGAAGCCAAUUCGGUUAUGGAGAACGGAGACGCGAACGGCAGGUAUUUCUGCGCGGACCACCAUUACGAUGGUCAAAGGAGAACGCAACAUGAAGACUUCAGAUAUUAUGAACACGGCAAUGAUCACAUACAGAGAAUGAUACACGGACCAGGCAGACAUCCCGCAGGCAUCGGAAGGGUUGCGGCCACUUCUUUAGGAAACCUGACCAAUCACAGUUCAGAAGAUAUGCCUCUACCUGGUGGCUGGUCCGUGGACUGGACAAUAAGAGGGCGGAAGUAUUACAUCGACCACAACACAAACACUACCCAUUGGAGCCAUCCCCUGGAGAGGGAGGGGCUGCCCCCUGGCUGGGAACGCGUAGAGUCGGCGGAGUUUGGCGUUUACUACGUGGAUCAUAUUAAUAAGAGAGCCCAGUACAAGCACCCGUGUGCUCCUAGUGUUCCUCGCUAUGACCAGCCCCCUCCCCUCCCUCCUCCAGUCACUUAUCAGCCUCGACAAGUGGAGAGAAGCCAGCCACUCCUCGUGCCUGCCAAUCCAUACCAUACAGCUGAGAUCCCAGACUGGCUCCAAGUGUACGCCAGGGCGCCCGUCAAAUAUGACCACAUCUUGAAGUGGGAACUCUUCCAGCUGGCAGAUCUGGACACAUAUCAGGGUAUGCUCAAGCUGCUUUUUAUGAAGGAACUGGAAAGGAUAGUUAAACUGUAUGAAGCCUAUAGACAGGCGCUGAUCACCGAGGUGGAGACACGGAAACAGAGACAGCAGUGGUACGCUCAACACAACAAGAACUUCUGACUGCCCCCCCUUUCCUCUCUCUCCUCCUGAGGACUGGAAAGUCACCUCUCUUUGUCACAGAGGGGGGCUGUUGUGCCUUAAUGGCCCAUUCCACUAUCAACUGUGCUUCUAAACACUACAUAAAGGGAAUGUCGCAGUUAGGACUAGACACCAGAGGCGGCCCGCGUGUCAGUCCAGUGCUGCUGGAUG